AUGACCCAUUCCCCAAAAACAACACCCCCCUUCAACAACCUCACCCUCGACCCCGCCGGACCCCCAGGCAACACAUGGGGUCUCUGGGGCCGUGACAAUGACCUAGGAAUGCUAAAUCUGCUGACGCCAGAAGUGGUGCAGAGGACAGCAGCCGAGGAGAUCCGCACGGGGGUGCGGUUCUCGCUCGACCUCCCGCUGGAUCGACUGAAGCAUCCUAGCUAUGGCAGGGAGCCGUUCGCGCAGCGCAUGAUCAAUAAGGCGCCGAGGGUGGUUAAUGAUGACGUGUUGACUUUCAAUACGCAGGCGGGGAGUCAGUGGGAUGGGUUUCGGCAUUAUGGAGACCAGAAAAUGGGCUGUUUCUUCAACGGACACAAGCAGGAAGACCUGACGCUGUCACCCGUGAUAGGAAUAGACUCAUGGGUCAACAAAGGCGGCAUAAUCGGCCGCGGCAUCCUCCUCGACUACGCAACCUACGCCCACAAGAACAACAUCCCACUGUCCCCCUUCACAACAUCCCCAAUCCGCCUGCACCACCUGCAACAAAUCCUCACCGAAACCAACACCACGCCCCGCCCCGGCGACAUCCUCCUCAUCCGCACCGGCUUCAAAGCAGCCUACGACGCCCUCACCCCCAGCGAAGAGCGCGCCCUCGCCGCCCGCCCCUCGCCCGACUUCUUCGGCGUCGAAAACGGCGAGCCCACGCUGCGCUGGCUGUGGGAGAACCAGUUUGCGGCGAUCGCGAGCGAUGCGCCCAGCUUUGAGCCCAGUCCGAUUUUGCCGGAGGAGUUUACGCUGCAUCGGUGGUGUCUUGCGGGGUGGGGGAUGCCGAUUGGGGAGUAUUUCGAUUUGGAGGGGGUGAGUGAGUACUGUAGGGAGAGCGGACGGUGGAGCUUCUUUUUGGCGAGUGUGCCGUUGAAGGUGCCUGGUGGAGUGGCGAGUCCACCUAAUGCGGUGGCUAUCUUUUAG
Aspergillus candidus is the source of this 966-nucleotide messenger RNA. RefSeq lists its product as uncharacterized. The record is from RefSeq and is a predicted model, not a curated record. The transcript is spliced from 4 exons. The coding region runs from base 1 to 966 and encodes 321 amino acids. NCBI's taxonomy places the organism in Eukaryota, Fungi, Ascomycota, Eurotiomycetes, Eurotiales, Aspergillaceae. Gene Ontology annotation, molecular function: arylformamidase activity.